UCGAUGACUGCUUAUGUGACAGGUGGAAAAUAUUCUAUCUUCGAUUGGAAAGGCACCCCCUUUUAGAGUCCAAAAGCAACCACCAUGAGUGUCUGGAGCGAGGGCAUCAGUCUCCCUGGCAACAUGGACACCACUCCAACGUAUGAAAAACGUAAACAAAAGCCCAAAAAGAACUCCAAAAAGAAGCAGUCCCAGAGUGCCAAAGAGAGCAAGCCGGAACCCAUGGACGCGAAAGCCACUGCCAGUUACUUUAGCUUGAGUAUCACGGGACAGAUAGUGUCCGCCACAUUUCCCCUGGGUCCCGACAAGGAGUUUGUCUUCCUGCGCUACGAACUGAUUGCUGGUCCCGACUGGCAACUGGCCUCCGGACCCCAACAUGGACUCACCCAACUGGCCACCAACAAGAGUGGACACUUCAACGAACCCAUUGUCUUCAACAUGCCCAUCGAGGUGACCUACAGGAGCACUAGUCCCUAUGGCUGGCCCCAAAUCCUUGUCAGCGUAUUCGGUCGCAGUGGCCUGGGACGCGAAAGUCUGCUGGGUUAUGCCCACAUCCACCUGCCAGUGUUUGGUAGCCGUCGUCCUGCCGAGCAAAUGGAGCAGCUACAGGCUCCCAUUCUUAUGCCCAAGUGCCCUAAUAUGAUUGCAGAUGUCACCAGCUGGUUGCUACGGCGAGAGCCGGAGCUCAAGGAUCCAAAAGUGCUGCUGGAUAACCUAAAGUGUAAGGGCCUGGCCAUGGAAUCCUAUGGCAGCCUGGACUUUCAGCUGUCCUCCGUGAUGAGGGGAGCUCGCAAGCUGGGCUACCAUUGGCAUGCCUGAGGUGGUGUGUGUUUGUGUCAAUAAAACGUGAAUU
Drosophila serrata is the source of this 853-nucleotide messenger RNA. RefSeq names its product B9 domain-containing protein 1 (gene B9d1). Gene Ontology annotation, cellular component: MKS complex. Gene Ontology annotation, biological process: cilium assembly. The record is from RefSeq and is a predicted model, not a curated record. Lineage: Eukaryota; Metazoa; Arthropoda; Insecta; Diptera; Drosophilidae.